UCGAUUUGCAUGGAAAUUACACCGAAACCCCGCCUACACCGUAGUAUUCAGGCAUGCCUUGAAUCACAGGUAAAAACUAACCUCUCCACUCAGAAGUUGUUGAAGGUUGAAAAGUUACCUCGCCCCAUCUAGGAGGAACACUAUUUACCGUAGCUUUUGCCCGCAUCCUAAGUUGGAUUCAGGUUUGGUGUAUUUUGUGAAGAGGACUGGUUGGAUUUACAGCGCGAACGAGAAAGUCCGGUUCCGACAUAAGAUGACUCAGGAGUACGGCAAAGAGAGGACGGUCCUGGUGCUCCAUGGGGAGGCCCCGGCAGGCGGAGCCCAGCGGCAGCAGGUGUUUGUGGACGAGGACGAGGCCUGGAGGUCCUUCCUGGAGAAUCCACUGACUGCUGCGUCCAAGGCCAUGAUGAGCAUCAAUGGGGAUGAGGACAGUGCAGCUGCCCUCAGCCUUCUCUACGACUACUAUAAGGUGCCAAAGGAGAAGAUGGUCAAAACUGUGAAGAUAGAAGCAGACAGUGAUUGCAGUCUGACAGAACUGGGAACCUUUCAAAAACCCUCUCAGUCGAUGGCCUCUCUCAGGACGGUCCCCCUCAGUGGCAUCCCCCAGCUCAGCCUUGCCAACUGGGAGAAAGGGUCGGCCUAUCAUCCCUUCGACUCCCCGACGGGGAGCACCUACCUGCGGAGCCAGGAGGGGGCGUCCCAGUCCCUGCCUGUAGGGGGCCCUGCUGCUCAGGGGUCCCGGUCGGAGGCUGCAGCGUUCCUCCGCCAGUUUAGCCCCAGCUACAGCCUCCGAGUGCAGGCCCAGACACCAGACUCCACCUACACAGAGGGCCUCAGUGGGACUUCAGAGGAGGUGUUCCCCCUCUCUGACGAGCUGCAUUCACACCUCCCCUCCAUCUCUCCCGGGAGCUACUCUCACAUCAGUAAGCCUGGCAGUCAGCAGUAUGAGUACACAGUGGAGGCCCCUCGCUCAAUGUCUCAGAAGAGUGGUGUGAUGAGCUACCUCAACAAGGGCCACUUCUACCCCAUCAGCCUGCGCUGUCAGAGUGGCUCCAUGGCCGAGCCCCAGACCAGCACUACUGUGAGAAGUGUGGUGAUGGUGGUGUUCCAUGAGAAGUGUGUGGACGAGCAGCUCAAGUCGUGGAAGUUCUGGCACAGCAGACAGCCCUCAGCCAAACAGCGCUGUAUCGACAUCGCGGACUACAAGGAGAGCGCCAGCACUGUGGCCAAUAUUGAGGACAUUUCCUUCAAUGCCAUUUCAUUCACGUGGAACACCAAGGAUGAGCCCAGAAUAUAUGUCUCAGUGAACUGUCUAAGCACAGACUUCUCCCCCCAGAAAGGGGUGAAGGGCCUCCCCCUCAACCUGCAGAUUGACACCUACAGCUGCAGUAACCACGGCGACCAGCUCCUGCUGCACCGUGCCUACGGCCAGAUUAAGGUAUUCUGCGACAAGGGGGCUGAGCGCAAGAUCCGUGACGAGGAACGCAAGGUGAUGCGCCGCAAGGGACGUGGUCAGGACGGUAGCAACACAAGGACAGGUAGCAAAGGCGCCGUGCAGCAGAGCCAUGUUGACAUAACAGUCUUCAAGUCCAUGAGCGACAUGGCCACACAGCCGGUCCUGUUCAUCCCAGAGGCGCUUUUUGCCACGACUCAGCGACAUGGCAGUCCUGUGGAGGAGGGACGCCAAAGUGUGGCAGUGAGGCGAUCGCCCUACUCAGCAGAGGAGUUUGGCUGCACUCCCAGCAAGAGAGCCAGGCGCGACGAACCCGAGAGAGUGCUGCUGUACGUGCGUCAGGAGACAGACGAGGUGUUUGAUGCUUUGCUGCUGCGGACGCCCACUCUGCUCGGCCUGCUGCAAGCGAUUUCAGACAAAUACAAGCUGCCGGUGGAAAAAGUGUUGAAUGUUUACAAGAAAUGCAAAAAAGGGAUUAUUGUAAAAAUGGACGACAACAUAGUGAAACACUAUUCCAACGAAGACACAUUCCAGAUGGACUUAAAGGAGGAGAGGGGCACGUUCUCCCUGAUGCUGACGGAGAUCUGAGCCGGGAGGGG
Messenger RNA from Clupea harengus (Atlantic herring), 2052 nucleotides. Its product is annotated as grainyhead-like protein 1 homolog. Gene Ontology annotation, molecular function: RNA polymerase II cis-regulatory region sequence-specific DNA binding; DNA-binding transcription activator activity, RNA polymerase II-specific. The record is from RefSeq and is a predicted model, not a curated record. Gene Ontology annotation, biological process: regulation of transcription by RNA polymerase II. The transcript has 15 exons. Gene Ontology annotation, cellular component: nucleus. Lineage: Eukaryota; Metazoa; Chordata; Actinopteri; Clupeiformes; Clupeidae. Bases 254 to 2041 code for a protein of 595 amino acids.